AUGGCUGUAACCAUUGCUCUGGGAUAUCAGUAUCUUUGGGUAGAUCGAUAUUGCAUUUCCACAGAUUCUGCUCAAAAGCACCAGCAGAUAUCGGAGAUGGACUUAGUCUAUUGCUCCGCACAUGCUACCAUCAUUGCCGAAUCAGCACAAAUCCCUUCUGAUGGACUACCUGGUGUAUCAACACGUUGCAGGCAACGGCAACCACAGAUAACCUUGGACAAAGGCGUACUUAGACAUACGCUACCGCACGGGGGUGCUGUCAUCGGAAACUCCAAAUGGGCAAGCAGGGCGUGGUGUUAUCAAGAGUACUGUCUUUCUCGACGAAGGCUAUUCUUCACUCAAUCCCAAGUGAUUUUCGAAUGUGCUAAAACGCAAGCACAUGAGACCAUGUCUACAUCGCAGGCCUAUUUUCUCGCAGAAGAGGCUCGGCCAUGGAAAUCCUUUUUCCCUGCUUGCUACUUUGCAACAGAACAUAGCGCGUCAACCCGGCACGUAUGGGAUUCAAUCUACAACUAUACCGGCCGGGCUAUGUCGUAUGAAUCUGAUGCGUUAAACGCGAUGCUCGGUCUAUUCAAGGUGUUUCAAUCAUCGCCAGUGCCGAUUUAUCAUUUCUGGGGAGUGCCAUAUCGGCCAUGGGCGAACCGCUCUGACUUGAUCGAGAACCCAAUUUCAUCAUUGUGUUGGUAUAUCCUAGGAUCUUGGAAGAGGAGGCGGACGUUCCCUAGCUGGUCGUGGUUAGGGUGGUCUGGGAGUGUGCUUUCAGAAUUUCACGACAAGCAGGAUACAGAAACAGAUCAUGAUCUGAGGAUCGGCGCAGAGACAAGAGACGGCAAUGAGGUUCAAGGAUGGCCGCCGGAGUUGUGCACUAAAAACCGACUCGCGCCGUACCUUCUUCUUGAGGGUAAAACUUCCCAGCUGAAGUGUUCACGGCAGGACGAGCACCGGCUCUGGUAUCUAAGGGCGGUAGAUGGUGGCGAAUGGCUGGUCCUGUCCGAUGAAAUCGGCUUCUAUGCAGGCGGUAACCCGAUGUCUCCACACUGCGUGCUCGAAGGAGAAAUUUCCGAUGGAGAAAAAGGGCAUCAUGAUUCUCUGACGGCUGUUCUACUUGGAACUGAUUCCGGACUCAUUUACUUACUAGUUCUGGAACGAAAUCGGACACUUGACAAUGAAAAGCGAAUCGGAUGUGAGAGGAUUGGAUACAUAAAAAUUCAUAGAUUCGAUGUCAUGGCAAAGAUUCAGUGGGAAAAUCGGCGGCUACGUGUUGGAUAA
Messenger RNA from Aaosphaeria arxii CBS 175.79, 1269 nucleotides. Its product is annotated as HET-domain-containing protein. The coding region runs from base 1 to 1269 and encodes 422 amino acids. The record is from RefSeq and is a predicted model, not a curated record. Lineage: Eukaryota; Fungi; Ascomycota; Dothideomycetes; Pleosporales. The transcript has a single exon.